This is a messenger RNA of Helicoverpa zea (corn earworm), 3150 nucleotides long. Its product is annotated as phospholipid phosphatase 3-like. Gene Ontology annotation, molecular function: phosphatidate phosphatase activity. The coding region runs from base 317 to 1192 and encodes 291 amino acids. The record is from RefSeq and is a predicted model, not a curated record. The transcript is spliced from 7 exons. Gene Ontology annotation, biological process: phospholipid metabolic process; signal transduction; phospholipid dephosphorylation. NCBI's taxonomy places the organism in Eukaryota, Metazoa, Arthropoda, Insecta, Lepidoptera, Noctuidae.
AGCGCGCCAGUCACCGACUGUCGAGCGCGCUUCACGAACGCGCGUCCCGCGUACUUUCAAAUUUCGAACGCGAUCGAACAUAGACACGAUAAUUUUGUGUUUUUUCUCAAUUCGACCUUUUUUCUGCUUGAUUUAUUUUUAAACGAGUCUUUUGGGACAGUGAUAGUGUUUAGUGAGGUGCUUUCUUUUUUAUUUUGAAAUAAAAUUGUUUAUUUUGAAAAUGUUUGCGGAUUUGUUUUGCUGCGUUAUCGGCUAGAUAACCGGACAGAAUACUUUUUUGACAGCAUCGGAGCAGCGAGCGUCCGCCCCCGAGGAGAUGCAGGCUCGGCACAGCAUACUGUGGCACCUACUCAUUGACCUGCCUAUACUGUUGUUAGUGGCAGCAGUAUGCAUCCUACUAGAAGUGGGCGCGCUCCCGAGCCGGCGAGCUGGCUUCAUGUGCAACGAUCCAGCAUUGUCGUACCCUCACACGGGAGACACCUUCUCCAUAUCGCUGGUGGCAGCCAUCACUGUUAUUGUGCCUUAUUUAGUUCUAUGGGCAGUGGAAACAACUCUUCAACGCGAAGACGAAUACCUGAAGAAGAGUAAACUCCUCACCAGCGCGAAGACUGCUGCCUUCAUCUACAGAGACUAUAUCUAUGGAUCAGUCUUCAACCUGACCAUCUUGGAGGUGGUGAAGUGCGUCGUGGGCUCUCCGAGGCCAACCUUCUUUGAUUUGUGCCAGCCUGAUAAAGCUAGUACUUGUAAUGAUUCAGAGUACGUGAGCAACUACCGUUGCACAUCCACGAAGUACUCCCGGUAUCUGCAGAUCGACUCCAGUCGCAGCUUCCCGUCUGCGCACGCGUCGCUCUCUAUCUACUGCGGAUUGUUCUUGGCUUGGUACCUCCAACGCCGCGCCUUCAGCUGGCACAACCGCUCAGUACUCCUGGUACCGCUACUGCAGAUCCUCUGCAUAGUGUACGCCGCUGUGUGCUCGCUCAGCCGGCUCAGCGACCACCGGCAUCACUGGUGGGAUGUGCUGGUUGGCGGCGCUAUGGGCGCGCUCAGUGUUCUGUAUACGGUCCUAGUUCUCUGCAAGAACUUCUCACAGCCAGCCGUAGUCAGCACGAGUGACAUCUCCAGCAGUGACGGUAACAACCACCAGUCUGUUCGGCGGCUUCUCUCCAGCGACGCUCAUGUGGUCGUGCCCUAGCCUCAAGCAGUGUAAGCGCCAAGCUUACGUACAUAUCUGACUUGAAGUGAGUUCUUGAGUUGAAGUGAAGUGAGUUCGUUUGAAUCCGUGCUCAAAGAACCCAACGGAAUUCGAAUUAGGAGUUCUGAAUCUCAGUUGCGUAGAGCUAUUUUGUUUUAAUGAGAUGUAGAUAUUUAGAAUUCUAGUUGAUUUCUUGGAGAUUUUUGGGAGCGUUUUUGGAUUGAAAUGAAUUGGUUUAUGUUGAGUUCGUAAUGUUGAAGUCCUAAUCUUAAGCAAUGUAAGCCUCGAGGUUACUUGAUUUGUAAGUUGGACGAAUAAGAACUUUUUGGAAUUGUUUAAAUUUUACUUCAUUGACUGGGAAAAAAUUGUUGAAAUGUGUCAUUAAUGGGUCUGUUUUAGUUUAUAUCGAAUGAACGAAAUAUCUCUUUGGUUUGGAGAAGAAUCAAAAAUGUUUUAUGUUAAUAAUGUGCGUAGAAAAAGAGUCUUUGAAUAAAAAAUAGGUAUAGAUUAUUUUAUUGAAUUAGAGGUCGUAGAAGACUUGAAGAAAUGUUCUGUUAGCUUAGAAUGUUAGGAUGAGCAUUGUUCAAAUAUUCUAAUUAGUGAUACAAAAUUAAUUUAAUUUGCGAACGGUGUUGAAUUGUAAAUAAAAAGUAGUUUUUAGUAACUUUAUGUGCGAGUGAUCUGAUUGGGGAAUUGUGAUUAAAUUCUGAUAUGUCAUUGUAGUGAUUCGAUUUCAUGAUUUUUACUUAGGUAUGCCUAGAAGACACUGCUUUGUAAUUGAGUAAAAAAAGCACAAGCAUAAGUUUCAAAUGGUAUCAAACAGAUCAAAACUAAUUAUAUUUAUAAAAGUAACGUUUUAAAAAUAGAUGCACUAAGUGAUGAUAUUUUCGUGACAUAGAAAUUCACUUAGCAACCCCAUGAGACUAUCCUUUUAUCUUAAUUCCCCUUUGAAAAGGGGAUGUCCCAUGUUUUCUUAGAAGCAUCAUAAUUUUAAGGGGAACAGCCCCUGUAGGUAACUUUGUUUACAAAGACAAAUUGGAUCUGUCAUUUGUUCUUUUUUUUAAGGAGAAAUAAUCGGGGUGGUAGGCCAAACUUUUUCAUUUUUUUUUUUAACCGAAUCUAUAAUGACGGUUAUUGUUUUUGGAAAUACAACUUUUUUCAUAAUUACUAAGUUUUUCAGUUUGCAAAUUAUCCUGACUCUCAAUAUCUCUUUCUAAUUCAAUGAGUAACGGUUUCAUUAGGAGUUAAUUAAUUAAAUGUUUCGCCUAAUAAUUAUUAAACAAAGAGUCAUUCGUAGUUGUAUAUUUCAUUAUAAUUAAAUAUUAAGUUAAUUAUAAAUGAGACCAGUGAUAUUGUAGUGCAGAUUUAUUAUAUAAAUUGUGUGUAUUUUUGUACAAAUUAAUUUUAUUAUUGUUAAAAAUAUACACAAUUUAUUGAAAUAAUAACACAGUGCAGCAUUAAUAUUUAAAAUAAAAAUUCAAUGUAAUAGAACUGUUUCACGGCGUAACUCUACUUACUAAUUUAUUAAUUAAUUGUAAUAUUAAAUAUUAUUAAAAUACGUUUUUUAAUAAUAACAACAUUUUGACAGUAUUCACUGCUUAGUACCUGUCUAGUCGUAAGGUAAUUAAACAUUUAUUUUUAUUUAUUGUUAACAUUUUUUCAUAAAACAUUGUUAAAUCUACCCACCUGUAUUUAUAAUUAAAAUAACAACAUUAAUAUUGUUUUUACCGGUAUUGGGUAAUAAAUGGAAAUAAAUUAUUAUUUCAGCAGAAAAAAAUAAUAAUUUUCUAAUUUUCUUUUUAAGAAUUUGACAUUCCUGUGCAUUUAGUAUACUAAUAGUUUUAGUCUUUUCUAUCUGGAAUUUUGUAAAUAUUAUUUUUAAGGUGUAGAUGUGUGUCUGUGGCUGACUGAUGUCUGUAUGCGAAAUUGUAUAAAAUAAAAUGAAUUAAACAAAAAAA